AAUAUGGUGAAGUUGUCCAUGUGCCUGCUUCUAUAUUCUAAACACCACCUGAGCUCUCAUGUUUCGCCUCCACCAGACCACCUAACUUUUAUAAUCCAAACGAUAAUUAUUGCCCAAUUAGCAAUCACAUAACACACAGAUUAACACUUUAACUUAAAAAUUAACAUCAAUAAACCAUCUCUUCCUUCCCUUUAUAUAUAUCACAUACCCUCAUGCAUUUGCUCAAAACCACUCUUUCACUACCACAAAAAUGGGAUCCCUAGAAAUUGUUCAGGCAACCCCUAGAUCCGUCGACAUGUCUUCGAGUCCGCGGAUUUCGUUCUCCGCCGAGUUCCUCGACGAGAACAACUUCAUCUCCAUCACCCCGAAUUUGCGCGGCGAAGUACAAGAUAAAAAAAUGGAGGGUGGUGAUCACCAAAAGGUACGUAACCCGGAUUUUGAGUUUCUCUCGAGCAAUGUGAGUAGCCAUGCCAUGUUGUCUGCAGAUGAGCUAUUUUUCGAAGGGAAGCUCCUUCCCUUUUGGCAAAAGCAGCACGCCGAACGGCUCACGAAGCUCAACCUCAACACCAAGGACGUCGAGGGAGACGAGAAUGAGGAGGGGGUGAACAAGGAGGAGAGCCGGGGGAGUUGGUUUGUGGACGACGAUCCAUCUCCAAGGCCGCCUAAGUGCACGGUUUUGUGGAAGGAGCUACUGAGACUGAAGAAGCAACGCGCUUCGACAUUGUCCCCAUCUUCCUCGUCCUCGUCUUCCUCUUCUUCCUCGAACUCGUUGGCGGAUAUAGCUACGACGACGGAUCAAGAGAAGGAAGGGAACAAAGAGAAGUAUAUGAAGAGGAUAAAGAAAGGGUUGGAACGAACAAGAUCCGCAAGCAUAAGAAUAAGGCCGAUGGUAAAUGUGCCAAUUUGCACGCAUGUGAAGAGCAGUGCCUUGCCACCUUUGUUUCCUCUCAGGAAAGGAAGAGUACUAGAGAGGUAGAGAAGUUGGUCCGAUCUGCAAGAUUAAUUGUCUCAUACAAACUCUACUAUUCUCCGCCGUAAGAUGAAAACUCUAUUGUGCUCCGGCGUAAGAGUGCGGCCAAAGAUCCAACAUCCAAGGAUCCCCGUGCAUAUUGGAAAAUCCAGAUUUUCAUUGUUUUCUCAAAUUUCUCCUUAUUUUUUUCUUUCUUUCAUUUGAAAUUUCUUUCCCAUGUUUAGGAGGUGUAUUCAAUUGAGAAUUCAAGAGACUUUAAUGGAUUUAUAAAUCCAUGGAUUUUUAUGGA
Malus domestica (apple) is the source of this 1259-nucleotide messenger RNA. RefSeq lists its product as uncharacterized. The record is from RefSeq and is a predicted model, not a curated record. Lineage: Eukaryota; Viridiplantae; Streptophyta; Magnoliopsida; Rosales; Rosaceae.